AUGACUGAUUAUGCUACAUCAGUUAAUUUACAAGAUCCGUUACUCGAACGUCCUUCAACUGAAACAUCAUAUAUUACUGCAAAGUCAAUUCCAAUUUCAACACGAUAUGGUUAUGUUCUAGUAACACAACAAGGUAAACCUGAUCGUACACCAAUCGUUACGUAUCAUGAUGUUGGAUAUAACUCUGCAACGCAAUUUCAUCAUUUUUUUGCUUUUAAUGAAAUGGCAGCAAUAACAGAUAAUUUUACAAUAUAUCAUAUAAAUGCACCGGGUCAAGAAGAUCGAGCUAAUCCAUUACCAGCAACAUCUGUUUAUCCUUCUAUGGAAGAAUUGGCUGAAACAGUAAAUGAUGUAUUCAAUCAUUUAGAAAUUAAAACAGCAAUUGGAUUUGGUGUUGGUGUUGGUGCAAAUAUUCUAACACGUUUUGCUUUAAAAUAUCCAUCGAAAAUGUAUGGUCUUAUUUUGAUUAAUGGUGUUUCACGUGGAAUUAAUUAUUUUGAAGGUUUUACUCUUAAAUGGCCAACAAAAGAUAUGCCUCAAACAACAUGGACUGAUCCACUAUUAACAUAUCUUAUUUGGUAUCAUUUAGGUUUUGAGACUCAAACAGCACAUCCUGAUUUAGUACAAUCACUUCGUCGUCAUUUAGAAGAGAAUGUUAAUGCUAAAAAUGUUAUUAAACUUCUUAAUUCAUUUUUAAAACGUACACCAAUUAUAAUGGAACGACCAAAUGAAAUGAAUAAAAAUGCUAAUCCACCUAUAACUCUUACAUGUACUAUUAUGCAUAUAACUGGAUUUACAUCACCACAUAAAGAUGAUGUUAUUGAUACGAAUGAUAAAUGUGAUCCAACGAAAUCAUCAUAUGUUGAAUUUUCUGAUUGUGGUGGUGCUGUUCUUGAUGAACAACCAGCAAAAACAGCUGAAGCUAUUCGUCUUUUUCUUCAAGGUCUUGGUCAUAUAUCUCAUAUGAGCAUUCCAAAAUAUUCAAUUGCAAAUCGUGUCGCUGAACAAGCAGCAGAGAAUAAACGUCGUAAUGGUUCAUUAGGAAGAAUAUCACGUCGUGGUAGUGCACCAUUUGAUUCAGUUGAUUCAGGACUUUAUCGUCGUGAUUCACAAGAUGAUGAUAAUGUUGGAGAUGAUUAUUAUGGUCAUGAACUUCAACUUCGUGUUGAUUCAUUUGAUGAUCGAAAUGUUAAAUUAUAA
Messenger RNA from Adineta steineri, 1200 nucleotides. NCBI's taxonomy places the organism in Eukaryota, Metazoa, Rotifera, Eurotatoria, Adinetida, Adinetidae. The record is from the annotation of a GenBank genome assembly.